GUCGAGAGAAACAGAAAUCCUCGGCCUCGAUUGAAUGCAACAAUUUCGCAACAAACAAAAUUGGGUUUCACACGUUGGCUCCUCACAACACUAUAUUUGCUCGAAGACGACCACGUAACCACCAAAACUAGAUCAAUUAGCCAUUUGCACCCAAAAUCCUGCUUCCAACUUCAAUCCAAUGACACAUGCGAUUUUCCAUUCAUUUGCAUGCCUAAACCCUUACGUGGUAGCUCAACCAAAACUCACAAAGCUCCACCAUUACUGUACUUCCACAAGCUUCAAAACCCUACAACAGAGUCCCACUCUCCACGUUCCCUACAUGCACCAACCCCCCAUCCCCUAUAAAUACGUACCACCUUCACCACUCACUUAUUCACUCAACUCCUUCAAUACACUCCUUUUUACUUCAUAGAACUCUUAAACAAUGGCGAGACUCACAAGCAUCAUUGCCCUCUUGGCGUUGGCUUUGGUGAUUGCAGAUGCACACCGCACCACCAUCACCACCGUCGAAGUGGACGAAGAAAACCCAAGGGGGAUGGAGAGGUGCCGCCAGAUGAGGGCGCGCGAGGAGAUCGGCAGCUGCGGGGAGUACCUGUCGCAGCAGAGCAGGUAUGUUUUGCAGAUGCGUGGAAUCGACAACCAAAGGAGGAGAGGAGGACAGGCCUUCGAUGAGUGCUGUCGUGAGCUCAUGAAUGUUGAAGAGGAGUGCAGGUGCGAACUCUUGCAGGAGAUCGCGAUGGAAGAGCAGAGAAGAGCACGAGGCCAAGAAAGAAUGCAGAUGCUUCAGACAGCUAGGAACUUACCAUCCAUGUGCGGUACGCGCCCACAGCAAUGCUACUUCUAAGCGCUUAAGCUAUGCACACCACCUCAAUAAAUAACGGGAGAGCAGUACAUCGUCGUGUGCUUUUUGUCUUAUGUUAAAAUAAAUAAAAGACUAGUGAAUUCGGUCA
This is a messenger RNA of Cucumis melo (muskmelon), 950 nucleotides long. Its product is annotated as 2S seed storage albumin protein-like. The record is from RefSeq and is a predicted model, not a curated record. Bases 425 to 844 code for a protein of 139 amino acids. NCBI's taxonomy places the organism in Eukaryota, Viridiplantae, Streptophyta, Magnoliopsida, Cucurbitales, Cucurbitaceae. Gene Ontology annotation, molecular function: nutrient reservoir activity. The transcript has a single exon.